AUGUCUUCCAUUCAGCAGCGCGGAUUAGGUGCGCUCUCCUACUCCGUGGCCAAACGCCUCUCCUCGCCCAGCGCUCAACACAGUGGACUGGUGCGUGAGAACCUUCCUCGUGUCCCGGUGCUCGUGGUGGCCACCCAGACGGACCAGCGUGAAUCCGGGCCUUACCGCGCCUCCUGCUCCUCCGCCGCCGAGGGCAAACGCCUCGCCCAGGACGUACGGGCCAAGGGAUACCUGGAGUGCUCGUCGCUAGGUAACCGCGGCGUGCAGCAAGUGUUCGAGUGUGCGGUGCGGACAGCGGUGAACCAGGCCAGGAAACGGACACGCCCACGGAUGUUUGAUAUCAACAGCUGCACGGUGUUCUGACCUCUGACCUUUGGGGGCCUAGGUUGGGGUGGUGGUCGGUGGAUACUGGAGCCUCUUACUACUGCUCUGAGAUCAGGUCUCGGGCCAGUGGCGACUCAGACUCGGACUCAACACCAGGGACUUGGGACUGGACUGGCGGCUUAGGGACUCGACUACAUCACUGUAUCUGACUUGAACUGUUAGAGGACCUCUCUGACCCCAGGACCUGUGGUUUUGGGGGAACUCGUGAACUAUUCGUUGUCCUCUCUGACCCCAGGACCUGUGGUUUUGGGGGAACUCGUGAACUAUUCGCUGUUCCUCCUCUGACCCCAGGACUCGUGGG
This is a messenger RNA of Salvelinus sp. IW2-2015, 685 nucleotides long. The record is from RefSeq and is a predicted model, not a curated record. Lineage: Eukaryota; Metazoa; Chordata; Actinopteri; Salmoniformes; Salmonidae.